Megalobrama amblycephala (Wuchang bream) is the source of this 1840-nucleotide messenger RNA. RefSeq names its product gastrula zinc finger protein XlCGF8.2DB-like. Gene Ontology annotation, molecular function: DNA-binding transcription factor activity, RNA polymerase II-specific; RNA polymerase II cis-regulatory region sequence-specific DNA binding. Lineage: Eukaryota; Metazoa; Chordata; Actinopteri; Cypriniformes; Xenocyprididae. The transcript has 3 exons. Gene Ontology annotation, biological process: regulation of transcription by RNA polymerase II. The record is from RefSeq and is a predicted model, not a curated record. Gene Ontology annotation, cellular component: nucleus. The coding region runs from base 191 to 1240 and encodes 349 amino acids.
GUUCAAUGUAAAUUUCUAUACAUUUUAGACAGCAGCAUGUGAACAGGACUCUUAUUUUGGUGUGGUGAAGUGACGUCAUAAGGAUGCGCCGCGCUCCUGCAUCUGUUGUGAUUCGGCUGAAGAAAGGACACGGUGUGAUACCGAAAUACUAGUGAAGCGACUGAGAUCCACAUGACACCCUAUUAUAAAGAUGGCGUUUAUUAAAGAGGAGAUUGAAGACAUGAAGAUUGUGUUUAUUAAAGAGGAGAGUGAAGAUGUGAAGAUUGAAGAAACAUUCAGAGUGAAACAAGAAGAAACUGAAGAACAAACAGCUCUAAUGGCAAUGAAAACGGAGGAAGAAGAACUCAAUGAAAUUGAAGAGAAAGAUCAAUAUGAGAAUUUUCACAAUUUCAUAACUGGAGAAAAACCUUUUAGAUGUUUGCAGACUGAAAAGACCUCCACACGAAAAAAAGCUCAAAAGAGUUUCAAUCAACAAGGAAACUUUAAAGACUACACAGGAGAGAAGCCUUUCACCUGCCAACAGUGUGGGAAAAGUUUUGCUCAACAUGGAAACCUUAAAGUUCACAUGCGAUUGCACACUGGAGAGAACUCUUACACAUGCCCUCAGUGUGGAAAGAGAUUUGCUCAACAUGGAAACUUUAAAGUCCACAUGAGGAUUCACACUGGGGAGACCCCUUUCACCUGCCAACACUGUGGAAAAGGUUUCACUCGUAAAGUAAGUCUUAACAGGCACAUAAGAAUUCACACUGGAGAAAAGCCUUACACAUGCCCUCAGUGUGGAAUAAGUUUCACUCUAAAAGGAAAUUUUACCACGCAUAUGAGAAUUCAUGUUGGAGAAAAGCCUUACGCAUGCCAACAGUGUGGAGAGCGUUUUGCUCAACAUGUAAACCUUAAAGUCCACAUGAGAAUACACACUGGAGAAAAGCCUUACACAUGCCAUCAGUGUGGUGAGAGUUUUGCUCAACAUGUUAACCUUAAAGUCCAUAUGAGAAUGCACACAGGAGAGAGUCCCUUCACCUGCCAACACUGUGGAAAAAGUUUCAACAAAAAAGCACAACUUAAUUGCCACAUGAGAAUUCACACUGGGGAGAAGCCUUAUACCUGCCAGCAGUGUGGAAAAUGUUUCACCCAUAAGGGAAGCCUUAACUGGCACAUGACUGUUCACACUGGAGAAAAGCCUUUCACAUGCCCUCAGUGUGGAAGAGUUUUGCUCAACAUGGAAACCUUAAAGCCCAUAUGAUAACUCACAGUGGGGAGAGCCCUUUUACCUGUCCAACAAUGUGGAAAACGUUUCAAUCAUAAAGGAAGCCUUAACAGGCACAUGAGAAUUCAUACUGGAGAAAAGCCUUAUACAUGCCAACAGUGUGGGAAAAGUUUCCAUCAACAUGGAAACCUUACAGUCCACAUGAGAAUUCAUACUAAAAAGAGUCCAUUCACCUGUCAACAGUGUGGACAAAGUUUCAACCGUAAAGGAAGCCUUAACAGGCACAUGAGAAUUCACACUGGAGAAAAGAUUUACACAUGCCAACAAAGUGUGGAAGACGUUUUACUCAAAAAGGAAACUUUAACAGGCACAUGAGAAUUGACACCAGAUAAAAGCCUUACACCCUCCAACAGUGUUUAGAGAGUUUUACUUAACCAUCCAUUUAAGGCCACAUGAGAAUUCACACUGAUUAUAAAUUCACACUAGCCAUUAUAAAGCUUUGGAGCAUCAGGAUGAUUAUUAACUGUGUUCGUCUGAAAGAAGAAAGUCAUACAGCUUAGAUGGCUUGAGGGUGAUUAAAUCAUAGGAUAAUUUUCCUUUUAAUGUGAACUAAUCCUUUAAAAGGAAUAGUUCACC